Drosophila arizonae is the source of this 4037-nucleotide messenger RNA. RefSeq names its product Synaptotagmin beta (gene Sytbeta). Gene Ontology annotation, cellular component: exocytic vesicle; plasma membrane. Gene Ontology annotation, molecular function: calcium-dependent phospholipid binding; SNARE binding; clathrin binding. Lineage: Eukaryota; Metazoa; Arthropoda; Insecta; Diptera; Drosophilidae. Gene Ontology annotation, biological process: calcium-ion regulated exocytosis. The record is from RefSeq and is a predicted model, not a curated record.
AUACAUUUAUUGUUUACAAUUGUAUUGCACAAGAAACAUACCCUCCGUUCAUUUUGCUCUUCAUCGGACAUAAUCGUCAACCCUCCAGCUUGUCAUUGAGGAAUCUACUUGAACUAUGGUAUUGGGUGUGACUGCAAAUGAAUUCUUAUUGCGUGUUCGAUACGCUGCGUAACACUGUGAGUAGGCAUCGAGCCUGGCAUCGCCGCUUGGGGAUUGAUUCCCAUUCAUUUGCUGACGUUGCCUUGCUAGGCACAGGCGUGUCAAGCGAACGGCCUUGGAAUGUUGAACUAGAACUAUACAUAUGUAUGCAACAGUGUUUAAUGCAUCUGCAUCUGCACAUUUGUAGUCGUGGCUUACCACUUGGUACACUUCUCGUUCCAAGGCUACAAUCCUGCCCAUUGGCUGUCGCUGCUUGUUGGACACAUGUACCUAAAUCGUGCUUUUUGCGAUGCUCUUCUGUGGUGAUGCAGGUGAUGCGCAGUUAUAAGCAACAAGAGCCACGGACAUUCUUGUACAAUUACGGUAUUGCAUAUCAAGGCUAUGCACUUGCCAAAACUUGUCUUACAGUCUUGUUAAUAAUACAGAUAGCGUGGACCAAUAGAGUUUGAAUAGGUUUGCCAUAGCCAUGUAGUAAGACCACCGAAUCCUUCCAACAAAAAGCUUUCGAGUUUCUAAUACGAGUACUAUUCCACAUCCAUCUCUCUCCCUCUACAAUAAGAGUUCCGAGAAUUGAAUCCGUGAUUCAACAGCUAAGUGAAGAGAAAAAUUAAUUUAGCGUAAGAUCAAAGCCCACACAUACAUAAUAUGAGUGGCCUGGGUCCGGCUGCCUGUUGGUUAGCACACAAGCGAAUCGAAUCGUGGUCCCGCAUGGCCAAGGAGCGCGUUGGUGCCGUUCGCCGUGUUACACUUGACCGCAAUUCGGCUGACGAAAAUACUGGUAGUGGUAGUGGUAGUGGCAGUGGCAGCGGCAGUGGCGGCAGCAAUGGUUGCACCCAAAUGCUGCCAGGAAGCGAGGGUGCAGCAUCCACGACGCCGCCGCCGCUGCAGCCGAUGACGCCGCCGCCCUCGGCAUCGUCGGUGACCUCGACGACGAGCGGCAUUGGCAGUGUGUCCGCCGGUAGUGGCAGCGACAGUUGUGAUUUGCCGACGGAUUCAGAGGAAGUCAACAUUUCUAAGGAGUCACACACAAUACAACCGGCCACACAGCUUCAUGGCAUCCCGUAUGUACCGACCAAUUCGAUUCCAUCUGACAUUUUGCGUGGUCCUGCUGAGAUAUUUCACAGCCCGUUGCACUUGCACCAUCAGAGCCGUUCCUUUCCACCGCGCCUACAGCGUACACCCUCAAUAUCCAGUCAGAGCAGUAUGGAUAGCGCUCCGUCCCGGCAGUCGGGACAUCGCGGCUCUUCACCCCAAAUAAGGACGUUUGGUCCCGACGGACGAAGUUCUCUUCCGAGUGAUUCAGCGUUUCCCCACCAUCUGGCCCGUUCGCCCAGUCCCAUGCGGACUAUUUCGCUGGAUGCUCGUUGCAGCAGCCCGGCUUCAGCUGAUGUAAGUGUUAUGCGGACCCCAAGCCCAUCCCAGAGCAGCCUAGCCUCUUUAUCUGGUGGGGUCGGUGUUGGAUCUGCACCGAAUAUGGUUAUGACUGGUGGUGUUGGAUCUGUUGUUAGCAAGGGCAUGAGCAUGAACGUGAAUACUGGUCGCUGUCUGUCCCCACUGCUCAUACCCCCACGUCCUCAGCCCGGCAUUGACCCAACUGUGGGUCCUGCUUCGCCUCUGGGUGCCCUACAGCCGGACCUAUACCGAAUGCCCGAUGGACCAAUCUACCUGACGGCCCCCGAAACUAGCCAUGCUGUGGGCCGUUUGCACUUGCGGGUAAAAUAUGAUUACCACCUAUUCGAUUUAACGGUUCACUUAAUUGAAGCGCACAAUUUGAGUUCCAUUGAGGAGGGCGGCUUCAGGGACCCUUACGUGCGUCUGAUGCUUCAGCCAGAUGUAGAUAAUCGCAAGCGUCAAACUCAUAUACACCGCGGCGAGUCGAAUCCAUACUUUGAUCAGCAUUUCAAGUUUCCGGUUUCCCGUGAUCAGCUGCAGGGCAAAGAGCUUGUCCUGCAGGUUCUCGAUUACGAUAGAUACUCGCACAACGACAUUAUUGGUGAAGUUCGUAUUUCGGUGGGUGGCCUAGAUCUAUCAAAGUCCGUCGAGAUCUGGGGCGACUUGCUGCGCACCAAGAAACCUAAAGAGGAUCGACCAGAACUGCUCUGCUCCUUGAACUUCCUUCCACAGGCAGAACGUCUGACCAUUGUAAUAAUGAAAGCCAGAAAUUUGGAUACUAUUCAGGAGCCGUAUGUCAAGAUAUAUCUGAUACAAAACGGAAAGCGCAUAAAGAAGAAAAAGACAAGCAUUUCGAAAUCCGAUGACCUCAGCAAUCCCAUUUGGAACGAGGCAUUUACAUUCAAUCUACAAUCAAAUUACUUACAGAGCUCCGCCAUUGAGAUCUAUGUGGUUGGUGCGGGUAGCGAAGCAACUGAAAUCGGCUGCUUUGGACUUGGUCCCCAGGAAAGUGGAACUGGUUGUCAGCAUUGGCACGACAUGAUAAACAAUGCACGCAAGCCCACAGCCAUGUGGCACUACAUUCGUUAAGGAUGGCUUUAACAUAAAUAUGAUUUAGUAUCAAACAAACAGACAAACAAAAUCUAAUUCAAAUCUUCAUCAAGCGGUUUUCAAAGUACAAAUCUUACCUGAAAAAAACAUUAUACACUGAUUUCCCAUUUUUAAUGGGUUCAGGGUGUAACAAGAGCGCAAAACCAACUUCAUCAAGCGGUUUUCAAAGUACAAACCUCACCUGAAAGCAAGAGCUGAAAACCAGCCUGGGGAUAUCUGAAGCAUUAGGCAUAGCUCUGUCAGAUAUAUGCCAUUAUUUGCUAAUAAUUAUGAUUGUAUAGGCUUUUUCCUAUGGUGUCCAAAGUUUAACCCUAUAUUCCUAUUGCUAUUUAUAUACGCAUAUAUUCUAUAUUUACUUAACGACAAAUACACAAGCUCAACCAAAAAGUUCCUACGGUGCACGAGCGAAACGAGCAGCCAACCUUCAUUCAAUCUACAUUCCGAACUCAAUUUAAAGAAAAGGAUACGAAAAAGGACCCGAUCCGAGUGAAGGAAGAAUGGGGCAUGUCAGCGGAGUUGUUGACAUUUUGGUUCGCUUUGACGAAGAGAAUUCAAGUGUGCAUUUCUUUAAUAAUUAUGAAUAUGAAAACAUUUCAACGGCAUUUCGUUAAGUCUCAAACGGUCGUCAAUCACCGCCCCUUGAAAUUUGCUUAGACCACAGCAACAGACUGACGGACUCCUUUGUAUCGGCGACAGUUGACAAAUUGCUCCUGCUGUCCUUUUCGAAGCGUCAGUAUGAGUUGCACCCAUGUGCGAGCGUAUUGUGUGUGUACGCCAUUGAGUGAGUGCCAAUGGUUGACAGUUUAGAGUGCAAGUAGGCAACCUACGUGCUAUAACUAACCAUACAACGUAAAAAUACAAAGGAAACCAUUGACUUUGCAAAGCAACUUCAGCGCAGCAUUUGCUGCUCUGAUAGUCGUCAUAGCUCGCACUACGCUAUGCACGAAGGCAAUCAAACUUCCAAAGAGAAGCUCUGCUAAUAUAUAACACCAUUGCAUUUUCGACUCGGGCUGUCACGCACAAUUAGAUUCGAUUGGUUGUCCGUGUUUUAGCAUUAGGCAUAUGCAGAUAUUUGAAUUUGUCUGCGUUCUCCUUGUUACUGCAAUAUGCUGAAUCGUCUUGAUUAAGUCCAGCUAUGGCGUAUGUAGGGAUGGUAUGUGGCUAGUGAUACUAUGCAAUAAAUGAAACGCCAAGAACUUCAUGCAAAUGGUUUACUUAACAGAAUGUUCCUUUCAUUGCAAGCAGCGCACCAUUUGGCAAUUAUUACGAAUAUUCCAUAUACAACGAUAGACACAUAAAUCCUUUACUAUUUGUCGAUGUUAACUACAUACAUAAAUACUAACAUACAUACAUGCAUAUAUGUAUGUUGCAUGUAC